AUUCACAAACCCAUCCCGGAUAAGGAGAGCAUUUACCUAAACGGCGUCGCUUGGUUGUUUUGCCCAAAACAUAACCUAAUAACUAGCACCUAUAUAAGCACGCGCUUCCCUUCUUUCGUACCCACUAUAUUAGGGUUUCUGUGAGGUUUGAGCGAGAGAGGAAAUAGCUGCCGCUUUGAAGCUAGAAGAUUUCACAAAUCAACCCGCAAAAUGUCUUUGGUGGCCAAUGAAGAUUUUCAACACAUUCUUCGUUUGCUAAACACAAACGUUGAUGGAAAACAAAAAAUCAUGUUUGCCAUGACGUCUAUCAAGGGUAUUGGUAGGCGUUAUGCGAACAUUUGCUGUAAGAAAGCGGAUAUUGAUAUGAAUAAGAGGGCUGGUGAGCUCACUGCUGCUGAGCUUGACAAUUUGAUGACUGUUGUAGCAAACCCAAGGCAAUUCAAGGUCCCAGACUGGUUUCUUAACAGGCAGAAGGACUACAAGGAUGGUAGAUUCAGUCAAGUUGUUUCUAACCAACUUGACAUGAAACUCAGGGAUGACCUUGAGCGUCUGAAGAAGAUCAGAAAUCACCGAGGUCUUCGUCACUACUGGGGUUUGAGAGUUCGUGGGCAACACACCAAGACAACUGGUCGUAGGGGUAAGACUGUUGGUGUCUCCAAGAAGCGUUGAGGAGCUGUGGUUGUAUCUUUAUGGAUUUUUGUCACAAGUUAUGUCUCUUUUCGUUAAUCAGAACCUAGAAUGAGGAUGAUAAGUAAUGUUUUGGCCCCUGGAGGCAGUUUUAAUGUUAUUUUUAUAGAUAUUAGCUUUCAACUCUUUAUGCUUAAUUUGAGAGAAGGUAUGUUUUUGCAGACUUGAUUUUAAAGAGUAAACUAUUUGCUGAUA
Messenger RNA from Amaranthus tricolor (Joseph's coat), 882 nucleotides. RefSeq names its product 40S ribosomal protein S18-like. Gene Ontology annotation, biological process: translation. Gene Ontology annotation, cellular component: cytosol; small ribosomal subunit; ribosome. The record is from RefSeq and is a predicted model, not a curated record. The transcript is spliced from 4 exons. The coding region runs from base 211 to 669 and encodes 152 amino acids. Gene Ontology annotation, molecular function: RNA binding; structural constituent of ribosome. Lineage: Eukaryota; Viridiplantae; Streptophyta; Magnoliopsida; Caryophyllales; Amaranthaceae.